ACCGGCGCCGAACUCAGUUCCAUCCCGUCCGUCGGCCAGUAAACAAGUGAUCUCCUCUACUGCUCCGUGUCCGCGCUCGAAACUGUCCAAGGGCUACCGUGUGUGUGUGUGUGUGUGUGCGUGUGUGUGUAUGUACACCAGUAAACCAGUGCUUAAAACAACAUACCGAACCGGCUUCUUCUCGUGCGCGCAGGCGUAAGCGCACCAACUCUCUUUCUCUCGCGCACGUUAUCUCGCGCUCAGCGCAAAACAAGGUGUACAGAGAAAGGGCACGAGGUAAAAGGCAUCCCCAACCCCCCGACCGACCGUGGGGAGAUUCGUGUGACUGUGUGCGUGUGUGUGAGUGAGCGGCGGGGUUGUUUCGUUCGCUCAAAAACGCUGCCCUGCAUCUCGGCACUGUUCAGUUCGUUCGUGCAUUCCGGUCCCAGUGCUGCUAGUAGUGUGACCCUGUGCUGCUGCUGUCUCUCUGUUGCCCCGCUUUGUGCACUGUGUGAUCCGACAUAUCCCCCCCGCACCAACCAAGCACAACGUGAUUACCUCAUCGCGCAUCCGCAAAGUGUGUCAACGCAUGGCCGCGCGCAGAUGGUUGGAAAAGUGAUUCUAGCGCGCUAACUGGCCACGGUUAGUGAUAACGGGUGUCAUCACGCUAUCAGUGCAGUGCAAAAGUAUCGUACGGUGGUGAAAGAUAACUGAAAAAACACACCCACGCUACAGGGUAAUUGAAUAAUAAGUACGUUAAACGGUAGUGAUAUUGGUGUGCAAUAAGUGAUAAAAGUAGAACGCAAAGUGUAUCCCGAUAAAGAUGGGGUUGAAUAAUCGCGACAAGCAGACGAAGCUGAAAACUCAGAGCCUGCUAGACUCCGAGCGAGCCGGACAGCAAACGGUGACGACGGUUACGGUGGAUCAUGGUACGGUUGCCAUGCCGCUGGAAUCGAUGGCAACCGUCAGCUCAUCGACGGCGAACAGCAGCAGUUCGUUCCAGCAGUCGUCAUCGUCGUCCUCCUCGUCGACCUCGAAGGUCCAGUCCAGUGCAGUGGAAAGUACAGUGCAGCGAAAGUCCUCCGAUGGGCGCGUGAUCAGUGAAGUGCGUGAGCAAGGCUCCAAGAAGGAUGGGCCAAAGUUCAGCACCGUCAGCAGCAUGCGCAGUGAGGCUAACCGGGCCAAACAGAUCGAUAGCUUCAUCGAGGAGAUACAUCACAUCGCGAGUGAUACGAUCGGCUCGACCGCACUGAUCGGUGCCCCGGCCGGUAUGGAGCUGCCCGCCGGGACGGUCACACAGAAAACGGUGCUGCUCAGUGGUGGUGAAAGUGCGCGCAAGCAAUCGUACGUCAGUGAGAGUGUUGGCGAUGGUCAUACCACCCUCCAGUCCAGUGUGUCCGGUGAUGCUAGUCAGCAGGUAAUAUCGACCAUCGGGCCGAGCAAGAUCGAGAUCUCGAAAAUGGCCCUUGACAGCAGUGCCGUUUCGAGCAGUAGCACCAGCAAAGUCAUGCAAAGUAGCAGCAGUGCCAUAACGAAGAAAGAGCAGCAGCAAUCAUCAUCAUUGUCAUCUUCAUCGCAGAGUGCGAUGCGUAGUGAGAAAAAUGUGUCCGAAUCUAGUGCAAUCUCCAGUUCACACAAGUCUGAGUCGAAGCAGAGCAAAAGCUCCCACACGACUUCGUCGUCGUCGUCGUCCUCGAGCACCAGUAAACUGAUGUCGAGUGAUCAAAGCAAGGCUCAGUCUGUGUCGGAAACAUUCCAGUCGUCCGCACAUGGUACGAGCGACAGUGCACAGUCCGGACGACAGACGGAUACGCUGUCGAUGAACGGUGGUAGACAGUCGCUGUCCACAGUACAGUCAUCACACCUGCCGGACCAUUCCACGUACGAUCAGAAAUCAUUCCAGCUGGUGGAUGGAGAUGGCAAGACCCGCCAGCAGCAUGACAGCCAGAGCUACUCGAUGGCACAGAGUCAAGCGCCGACCACGAAAAUCGUGUACGAUUCGGCGGGUAAUCAGAUCACGAGCACUUCCUCCUCGUACCAAGCCGCGCAGGGCUACAGUACCUCCUCGUUCCAGAGCUCCGACGGAGUCGAUUUGUCGAAGUCGGCCAAGGACAGUUCCGCUGGAACGGCCAAACUUCGCCAGGCGGCGAACAACCAGAAUCAAGUGCUGUACGAUACAGCGGGCAACCGGAUCACGACCACCGGCUCCUCAUCGUAUCAAGCGGCGCAAGGUUACAGUUCCUCGUCCUUCCAGAGCUCCGAAGCGAUGGAUUCAAAGUCAUCGAAUGACUACAUGUCUUCUACCAGUACAUCCACGAAGCAGAGUCACAAUGUGUCCACUUCCAAGGGUAUGACGUCCAGCAGCGCAAAGGACUCUAUCAUCGACUCAACCACACUGGACAACUACUCGGUGCAGUUGCACGAUUCGUCCACCGGUCAGCAACACUCCAACAAUAUGCUCAUGAAAACGGAGUCGGCCCACACCGUGGCCAGCCUUUCGUCGGCACACGACGCACUGGCCAGUACGAUCCAGAGCACGCAGCUCAUUACGGAAUCGGCGAGCGAGGCGCAGCAGCGCCAGCAACACUCCGAGUCGACCAAAACGUACGAAACGUCCUCGCACUAUGCGCAGAUGGACGAGGAAAGCCGUUCCCGGCGCAAAACGUCCGAGUAUCGCGAGCAGCGCGAAUCGAAUGCUGCCAUCCUGAAGCGCAAGAUCUACGACGAGCACGGGCGGCGGCUGAACUUGAUCGAUGAGAAAAUUGUGCCGAAAGACAUCGUGACGGCGGACCUGCAGGACGACGUGACGAACGUGACCAAAACGUCGUUCGAGGCGAAACUGUUCAACCCGAAGCUGAAGCGAUGGGAGCUGGUCGACCAGAAGACGAUACUGGAGAAGGACAUUACUACCGACAUACCGGUGGAGAUCGUCCAGGAGCUGGAGGUGGAGCGUCCCGAGCUAGCCAACAUCACCACGACGAUUCAGAUGACGAAGGUAUACGAUGCCAAGACCAAGCAGUGGAAGACGAUCGAUCAGAAGAAGCACAUCGAUGUGCUGGAAAAGAUCACCUUCCUGGAGGAAAGCUCCGGACGCUCGGAGCUGGACGAGUCGGAGCGAACGAAAAACAUGAAAUCCAUGGACAUGGUGGACCGUGUGACAAUCAAGGAGGUGAGCGAUCUGAGCGAUCAGAAACGAAACCAGAUCAACAAAACGUCCAAACGCACAGACCAACAAACCAUCCAGGAGCAGUGCAUCUGCGAAAUCUGUACCUGCGGACGGCAUAACUGCUACAACUGUGGAGGAGGUACUGCAACGACACAAACUAAAUCCUCAAAAUAUACUGCCACGAGCAAUUCGGAAAAUUUUUACCAUCAAGAAAAUUUCACAUCAGAGCUCAGUGCGCAAGCAACGUCGGGAAGACGAGGAACAUGGACAAUAGAAGAUGCAGAAGAUCAUCUGAAUCGAAGGGAAUCGUACACGAUUGAACAUAGCAGCACCGCAAACGAAACAUCGGAACGCAGACUCACGUGGACGAAGGACGAUUUGGAAAAGGUUGAUGUCACGAAGCUUAAAGCUGACUACGUGCGACCAAAACCAAUCAAGCAUGAAGAUAAUCUCAAGCCCGAAGGAGCAUUUACGGUGCCGGAACGAGCAGGAUACACCCCAGGGGAGCGUGUCAAGCCGAUAAAACCCGAUGACAACCUUCGUCCAGAGGGCGAGUUCUCUACUCCAGAGAAGCUUCAGUACAGACCGGCCGAGCGACCAAAGCAGGUUCGACCUGAGGAUAACCUCAGACCGGAAGGAGACUUCGAGAAGCCUGAGAAGCCUCAGUACAGACCAGCCGAGCGUCCGAAGCAGAUCAAACCUGAGGAUAAUCUGCGUACUGAGGGAGAGUUCCAGGCUCCUGAGCGUCCAGAGUAUCGUCCUGGAGAGCGACCGAAGCCUGUGCGUCACGAUGAUAAUCUUCGUCCUGAGGGAGACUUCGAGCGUCCCGAGAAAUCUCCAUUCCGACCAGCCGAGCGACCGAAGCAGAUUCGUCCUGAGGACAAUCUUCGUCCAGAGGGCGAGUUCUCUACUCCAGAGAAGCCUCAGUACAGACCGGCCGAGCGUCCGAAGCAGGUUCGACCUGAGGAUAACCUCAGACCGGAAGGAGACUUCGAGAAGCCUGAGAAGCCUCAGUACAGCCCGGCCGAGCGUCCGAAGCAGAUCAAACCUGAGGAUAACCUGCGCACUGAGGGAGAGUUUCAGGCUCCUGAGCGUCCAGAGUAUCGUCCUGGAGAGCGACCGAAGCCUGUGCGUCACGAUGAUAAUCUUCGUCCCGAGGGAGACUUCGAGCGUCCCGAGAAAUCUCCAUUCCGACCAGCCGAGCGACCGAAGCAGGUUCGUCCUGAGGACAAUCUUCGUCCAGAGGGCGAGUUCUCUACUCCAGAGAAGCCUCAGUACAGACCGGCCGAGCGUCCGAAGCAGGUUCGACCUGAGGAUAACCUCAGACCGGAAGGAGACUUCGAGAAGCCUGAGAAGCCUCAGUACAGACCGGCCGAGCGUCCGAAGCAGAUCAAACCUGAGGAUAAUCUGCGUACUGAGGGAGAGUUCCAGACUCCUGAGCGUCCAGAGUAUCGUCCUGGAGAGCGACCGAAGCCUGUGCGUCACGAUGAUAAUCUUCGUCCCGAGGGAGACUUCGAGCGUCCCGAGAAAUCUCCAUUCCGACCAGCCGAGCGACCGAAGCAGGUUCGUCCUGAGGACAAUCUUCGUCCAGAGGGCGAGUUCUCUACUCCAGAGAAGCCUCAGUAUAGACCGGCCGAGCGUCCAAAACAGGUUCGUCCUCAAGAUAACCUCAAGCCCGAAGGUGAUUUCGAACGACCUCAGCCUACGAUUGUAGGAAAGGCCGAGAGAGCUCAGAUUGUUCGUCACGAGGACAAUCUGUAUAUGGAAGGCAACUUCGAACGUACUGAGAAAACGGUUUACAUAUCUGGCGAGCGACCGAAGCCCAUAAGACCUGAUGAUAAUCUUCGUCCCGAGGGAGACUUCGAGCGUCCCGAGAAAUCUCCAUUCCGACCAGCCGAGCGACCGAAGCAGGUUCGUCCUGAGGACAAUCUUCGUCCAGAGGGCGAGUUCUCUACUCCAGAGAAGCCUCAGUACAGACCGGCCGAGCGUCCGAAGCAGGUUCGACCUGAGGAUAACCUCAGACCGGAAGGAGACUUCGAGAAGCCUGAGAAGCCUCAGUACAGACCGGCCGAGCGUCCGAAGCAGAUCAAACCUGAGGAUAACCUGCGCACUGAGGGAGAGUUCCAGACUCCUGAGCGUCCAGAGUAUCGUCCUGGAGAGCGACCGAAGCCCAUAAGACCUGAUGAUAAUCUUCGUCCUGAAGGAGACUUCGAGCGUCCCGAGAAAUCUCCAUUCCGACCAGCCGAGCGACCGAAGCAGGUUCGUCCUGAGGACAAUCUUCGUCCAGAGGGCGAUUUCUCUACUCCAGAGAAGCCUCAGUAUAGACCGGCCGAGCGUCCAAAACAGGUUCGUCCUCAAGAUAACCUCAAGCCCGAAGGUGAUUUCGAACGACCCCAGCCUACGAUUUUAGGAAAGGCCGAGAGAGCUCAGAUUGUUCGCCACGAGGACAAUCUGUAUAUGGAAGGCAACUUCGAACGUACUGAGAAAACGGUUUACAUAUCUGGCGAGCGACCGAAGCCCAUAAGACCUGAUGAUAAUCUUCGUCCCGAGGGAGACUUCGAGCGUCCCGAGAAAUCUCCAUUCCGACCAGCCGAGCGACCGAAGCAGGUUCGUCCUGAGGACAAUCUUCGUCCAGAGGGCGAGUUCUCUACUCCAGAGAAGCCUCAGUACAGACCGGCCGAGCGUCCGAAGCAGGUUCGACCUGAGGAUAACCUCAGACCGGAAGGAGACUUCGAGAAGCCUGAGAAGCCUCAGUACAGACCGGCCGAGCGUCCGAAGCAGAUCAAACCUGAAGAUAACCUGCGUACUGAGGGAGAGUUCCAGACUCCUGAGCGUCCAGAGUAUCGUCCUGGAGAGCGACCAAAGCCCAUAAGACCUGAUGAUAAUCUUCGUCCUGAAGGAGACUUCGAGCGUCCCGAGAAAUCUCCAUUCCGACCAGCCGAGCGACCGAAGCAGGUUCGUCCUGAGGACAAUCUUCGUCCAGAGGGCGAGUUCUCUACUCCAGAGAAGCCUCAGUACAGACCUGCCGAGCGUCCGAAGCAGGUUCGACCUGAGGAUAACCUCAGACCGGAAGGAGACUUCGAGAAGCCUGAGAAGCCUCAGUACAGACCGGCCGAGCGUCCGAAGCAGAUCAAACCUGAGGAUAACCUGCGUACUGAGGGAGAGUUUCAGGCUCCUGAGCGUCCAGAGUAUCGUCCUGGAGAGCGACCGAAGCCUGUGCGUCACGAUGAUAAUCUUCGUCCCGAGGGAGACUUCGAGCGUCCCGAGAAAUCUCCAUUCCGACCAGCCGAGCGACCGAAGCAGGUUCGUCCUGAGGACAAUCUUCGUCCAGAGGGCGAUUUCUCUACUCCAGAGAAGCCUCAGUACAGACCGGCCGAGCGUCCAAAACAGGUUCGUCCUCAAGAUAACCUCAAGCCCGAAGGUGAUUUCGAACGACCUCAGCCUACGAUUGUAGGAAAGGCCGAGAGAGCUCAGAUUGUUCGUCACGAGGACAAUCUGUAUAUGGAAGGCAACUUCGAACGUACUGAGAAAACGGUUUACAUAUCUGGCGAGCGACCAAAGCCCAUAAGACCUGAUGAUAAUCUUCGUCCCGAGGGAGACUUCGAGCGUCCCGAGAAAUCUCCAUUCCGACCAGCCGAGCGACCGAAGCAGGUUCGUCCUGAGGACAAUCUUCGUCCAGAGGGCGAGUUCUCUACUCCAGAGAAGCCUCAGUACAGACCGGCCGAGCGUCCGAAGCAGGUUCGACCUGAGGAUAACCUCAGACCGGAAGGAGACUUCGAGAAGCCUGAGAAGCCUCAGUACAGACCGGCCGAGCGUCCGAAGCAGAUCAAACCUGAGGAUAACCUGCGCACUGAGGGAGAGUUCCAGACUCCUGAGCGUCCAGAGUAUCGUCCUGGAGAGCGACCGAAGCCCAUAAGACCUGAUGAUAAUCUUCGUCCUGAAGGAGACUUCGAGCGUCCCGAGAAAUCUCCAUUCCGACCAGCCGAGCGACCGAAGCAGGUUCGUCCUGAGGACAAUCUUCGUCCAGAGGGCGAGUUCUCUACUCCAGAGAAGCCUCAGUAUAGACCGGCCGAGCGUCCGAAGCAAGUUCGUCCUCAAGAUAACCUCAAGCCCGAAGGUGAUUUCGAACGACCUCAGCCUACGAUUGUAGGAAAGGCCGAGAGAGCUCAGAUUGUUCGUCACGAGGACAAUCUGUAUAUGGAAGGCAACUUCGAACGUACUGAGAAAACGGUUUACAUAUCUGGCGAGCGACCGAAGCCCAUAAGACCUGAUGAUAAUCUUCGUCCCGAGGGAGACUUCGAGCGUCCCGAGAAAUCUCCAUUCCGACCAGCCGAGCGACCGAAGCAGGUUCGUCCUGAGGACAAUCUUCGUCCAGAGGGCGAGUUCUCUACUCCAGAGAAGCCUCAGUACAGACCGGCCGAGCGUCCGAAGCAGGUUCGACCUGAGGAUAACCUCAGACCGGAAGGAGACUUCGAGAAGCCUGAGAAGCCUCAGUACAGACCGGCCGAGCGUCCGAAGCAGAUCAAACCUGAGGAUAACCUGCGUACUGAGGGAGAGUUCCAGACUCCUGAGCGUCCAGAGUAUCGUCCUGGAGAGCGACCGAAGCCCAUAAGACCUGAUGAUAAUCUUCGUCCUGAAGGAGACUUCGAGCGUCCCGAGAAAUCUCCAUUCCGACCAGCCGAGCGACCGAAGCAGGUUCGUCCUGAGGACAAUCUUCGUCCAGAGGGCGAGUUCUCUACUCCAGAGAAGCAUCAGUACAGACCGGCCGAGCGUCCGAAGCAGGUUCGACCUGAGGAUAACCUCAGACCGGAAGGAGACUUCGAGAAGCCUGAGAAGCCUCAGUACAGACCGGCCGAGCGUCCGAAGCAGAUCAAACCUGAGGAUAAUCUGCGUACUGAGGGAGAGUUCCAGACUCCUGAGCGUCCAGAGUAUCGUCCUGGAGAGCGACCGAAGCCUGUGCGUCACGAUGAUAAUCUUCGUCCCGAGGGAGACUUCGAGCGUCCCGAGAAAUCUCCAUUCCGACCAGCCGAGCGACCGAAGCAGGUUCGUCCUGAGGACAAUCUUCGUCCAGAGGGCGAUUUCUCUACUCCAGAGAAGCCUCAGUACAGACCGGCCGAGCGUCCAAAACAGGUUCGUCCUCAAGAUAACCUCAAGCCCGAAGGUGAUUUCGAACGACCUCAGCCUACGAUUGUAGGAAAGGCCGAGAGAGCUCAGAUUGUUCGUCACGAGGACAAUCUGUAUAUGGAAGGCAACUUCGAACGUACUGAGAAAACGGUUUACAUAUCUGGCGAGCGACCGAAGCCCAUAAGACCUGAUGAUAAUCUUCGUCCCGAGGGAGACUUCGAGCGUCCCGAGAAAUCUCCAUUCCGAUCAGCCGAGCGACCGAAGCAGGUUCGUCCUGAGGACAAUCUUCGUCCAGAGGGCGAGUUCUCUACUCCAGAGAAGCCUCAGUACAGACCGGCCGAGCGUCCGAAGCAGGUUCGACCUGAGGAUAACCUCAGACCGGAAGGAGACUUCGAGAAGCCUGAGAAGCCUCGGUACAGACCGGCCGAGCGUCCGAAGCAGAUCAAACCUGAAGAUAACCUGCGCACUGAGGGAGAGUUUCAGGCUCCUGAGCGUCCAGAGUAUCGUCCUGGAGAGCGACCGAAGCCUGUGCGUCACGAUGAUAAUCUUCGUCCCGAGGGAGACUUCGAGCGUCCCGAGAAAUCUCCAUUCCGACCAGCCGAGCGACCGAAGCAGGUUCGUCCUGAAGACAAUCUUCGUCCAGAGGGCGAGUUCUCUACUCCAGAGAAGCCUCAGUAUAGACCGGCCGAGCGUCCGAAGCAGGUUCGACCUGCGGAUAACCUCAGACCGGAAGGAGACUUCGAGAAGCCUGAGAAGCUCCAGUACAGACCGGCCGAGCGUCCGAAGCAGAUCAAACCUGAGGAUAACCUGCGCACUGAGGGAGAGUUUCAGGCUCCUGAGCGUCCAGAGUAUCGUCCUGGAGAGCGACCGAAGCCUGUGCGUCACGAUGAUAAUCUUCGUCCCGAGGGAGACUUCGAGCGUCCCGAGAAAUCUCCAUUCCGACCAGCCGAGCGACCCAAGCAGGUUCGUCCUGAGGACAAUCUUCGUCCAGAGGGCGAUUUCUCUACUCCAGAGAAGCCUCAGUACAGACCGGCCGAGCGUCCAAAACAGGUUCGUCCUCAAGAUAACCUCAAACCCGAAGGUGAUUUCGAACGACCUCAGCCUACGAUUGUAGGAAAGGCCGAGAGAGCUCAGAUUGUUCGUCACGAGGACAAUCUGUAUAUGGAAGGCAACUUCGAACGUACUGAGAAAACGGUUUACAUAUCUGGCGAGCGACCGAAGCCCAUAAGACCUGAUGAUAAUCUUCGUCCCGAGGGAAACUUCGAGCGUCCCGAGAAAUCUCCAUUCCGACCAGCCGAGCGACCGAAGCAGGUUCGUCCUGAGGACAAUCUUCGUCCAGAGGGCGAGUUCUCUACUCCAGAGAAGCAUCAGUACAGACCGGCCGAGCGUCCGAAGCAGGUUCGACCUGAGGAUAACCUCAGACCGGAAGGAGACUUCGAGAAGCCUGAGAAGCCUCAGUACAGACCGGCCGAGCGUCCGAAGCAGAUCAAACCUGAAGAUAACCUGCGCACUGAGGGAGAGUUCCAGGCUCCUGAGCGUCCAGAGUAUCGUCCUGGAGAGCGACCGAAGCCUGUGCGUCACGAUGAUAAUCUUCGUCCUGAAGGAGACUUCGAGCGUCCCGAGAAAUCUCCAUUCCGACCAGCCGAGCGACCGAAGCAGGUUCGUCCUGAGGACAAUCUUCGUCCAGAGGGCGAGUUCUCUACUCCAGAGAAGCCUCAGUACAGACCGGCCGAGCGUCCGAAGCAGGUUCGACCUGAGGAUAACCUCAGACCGGAAGGAGACUUCGAGAAGCCUGAGAGGCCUCAGUACAGACCGGCCGAGCGUCCGAAGCAGAUUCGACCUGAAGAUAACCUGCGUACUGAAGGAGAGUUCCAGACUCCUGAGCGUCCAGAGUAUCGUCCUGGAGAGCGACCGAAGCCUGUGCGUCACGAUGAUAAUCUUCGUCCCGAGGGAGACUUUGAGCGUCCCGAGAAAUCUCCAUUCCGACCAGCCGAGCGACCGAAGCAGGUUCGACCGGAAGAUAACCUUAAACCAGAGGGAGGUUUUGAAAAACCAGAGAAGCAUCAGUACAGACCGGCAGAAAGACCGAAGCAAGUGAAACCUCUGGACAAUCUCAGGCCAGAAGGAGACUUCGAACGCCCGAAACCAACACCAGUUGGUAAACCCGAUCGUGCCCAGAUCGUGAAGCAUGAGGAUAACUUGCGAGUCGAAGGAAACUUUGAAAGAGUAGAAAAAACAGUAUUUGUAGCUGGCGAACGUCCAAAACCGAUAAAGCCUGAUGAUAAUCUACGCCCAGAAGGAGAUUUUAUGACUCCGGAAAAACAACAGUUCCGUCCGGCCGAGCGUCCGAAACAGAUCAAACCUCAGGACAAUCUGCGCCCCGAAGGAGACUUCGAACGUCCACAAAAGUCCCCGAUCGGCCCUGGUGAACGUCCCAAACCGAUCAGACACGAUGACAAUCUACGACCGGAGGGAUCAUUCGAAAGACCAGAAAAGGCUACGUUCAAACCAGCGGAACGGCCCAAACAAAUACGCCCGGAGGAUAAUUUGCGUACCGAGGGUGAGUUUGAGAAGCCCGAAAAGCCACAGUUCCGGCCGGCCGAGCGACCGAAGCAGGUGAAACCGCAGGAUAAUCUGCAAAUCGAGGGCGACUACAACACGUUCAAGGAGUACACGGAACAGAAGCAGCGCAAGGAAGCCAUACUAAAGGAGGUGCAUGAACCGGGCAUCGCCGACGGUGCGGUACUGGUGACCACGCAAACGGUCACCACCAUCCUGAAGGGAGAGAAGAAGCAGCCCACCGGCAGACAGGUCACUAGCAGCGAGGUGCACGAUCACGCCACCCGCUCCGAGUCAGAGUCAUUCACGCACAGCCACAGCCAGCAUCAGCAGCAACACCAUACCAGUGAGCAGGUCUCUAGUUCUACUGCCAUCAAUCGAGCGCAGCGCAUUGAAGCUAGCACCAACGAACGCGAUCAAACAACCUCGCAACGAUCCGCGACGAAACAUUCGCAAUCGAUUCAUGACGUUUCGGGCCGAAAUGUUGCCGAAUCGAUUACCAAUCACAGCCAGCAUCACGUGGUUAAUGGCAAAACGGUUGUCGGCGGAAUGACGGAGCACCAGAGCCAUAGCAGCCACAGCCUGAAGUCUUCAUCCUCCAGCUCGAAGGUGCAUCAGACAAGCUCCUCCACCAUGCAGCAACAUUCAUCAGCCAUCAAGAGCAGCAGCAGCAGCAGCAGCAGCAGCAAUACUCAUCAACACCAGGACUCUCUUCAUCAGCUACGGCACGGAGAGACACGUCACACGCGCACAAACGGUACGAUCGUAACAGGCGAUGAUGGAGGCCCAAUGCCGGGAGGAGUUCAGCAUCACACGCGCGAACAAGUGACCGGGUCACAGGUUUCUUCCUCCAGCAGCAAGGUCGUAAUUGAUGGAAAGGUCGUAACGGACAAGUCCGCAUCGUCGAAGCUCGCGUCCGAAAAGCUUGCAAUCGACGGGGUCGUCGUAACGGAUAAAAGCUUCGUCGAACGCCAGAAGACAGGGUUCGAUGGUAUGGAAAGCAUCUCUAACGUACAGACCACGGGACAGAGUGUACAUGGGGCAACAAGCAGCAACCUUCAGGACACGACCACCGCUUCCAUGGGCAGCCAUUCGUCUACAAAGACGCAGUCUCAAACACGCUCGACGAACAAUAUCAUUCACGCCGAAUCAUCCACCAACGGACACCCAGUCGGGCGACGUAACGGUUCACUGACCACCUCAAGCCAGGCCGGAUCCGGCCAGAUGGCAGAAACACAGGUGAAGAAACUGAUCGGUGGAAAAUGGGUCACCAAGACGAUCAAAACGGAAAGCAAGUCAUUCGCUCAGGAUCAACAUCAACAUGGAGCAGUGCACGGCGAUAGUAAGAUGGUGCAUUCGGAUCACGUGGCACGUCAGCAGCAUCAGACGCAGAGUGUCGGUACGGAAAUGCACUCUCACUCCAUGUCCACCUCCAGCUCGUCGGUUAGCAAAUCUCAAUCGAGCAGUACGAUCGUGAGCGAUAAGACCGUACAACGGGGAGUGCGUGAAACGACCGUGUCUGCCGGUUCGCCUUCGGGUCGCCCUGCAGCAGGAGCACGUGGAGGCUCUAGCAUUGUGUUGGGUGAGUCCACCAUUGAUAGUAGCUCUUCCAAGCGACAGCAGACAAGCACCACCACCAAGCUGAUCGGAGGAAAGCUCGUCCACGUGACAAACGCCAGCGACAGCAAUAACAACAGUUCCGCCGGCAAAGCGUCUGCCCAGAACGCAUCGAACGCUCACCACUCUUCGCUGCAGGAGCAGCUGUCCUCCCAGACCGCGUCCUCCACAUCCACAGCCUCGAACGUGAUGAAGUCGAGCCGAACGAGUGAAUCAAGCACCACCCGCAACACGAGCACGAUCGGACAGCAGUCCUCCACGUCACAGCAGCAGCAGCAGCAGCAGCAGCAGUACAAUCGGAAGAACACCUUCGCGUCGUCAGAGAACGUGAACAACUCGAUCCUCUGCCGACCGGCGCAAACGUCCACCGCCACCACAACGCAGCACGCCGCCAAUGGGGUGGCCGGUGGCAUGAGCGUAUCCGGCUCGAUCCAGCGCAAGAGCAUCUCGAACCUGAACGACAGCGCCAUGUACUCGACGACGAACCGCACCAGCUACAGCUCGCUGCACCGCCGCGGCAAGGAAUCGGCCGAAUCGAGAAUGCAGGACUACGUGAAGACGCUCGAAACGGGAACCAUCACCAACCGGACGGUGCGUGGCCAACCGUGUCCACCACCGACGCUGGCCGGUACGGGGCUAUCGAACAGCAGUAGCACCGCGACCGCGAGCUCCUCCACCAGCAUGUCGGCGGCGAAUCAGAAAUCGCUGCGCGACUACCACUCCGCCAUGAACGUCACGCGCAGCUCGUCGACCAAAGCGAACGCGUCCAGCAUCUCGUUCGGGGACGACAAGUUCCACGGCACCAGCUCGUACAAGGUGCAGUACAUCCAGCAGCACGAAGGGCGCUGCCCGGCCGCCGCACACGACAACCUGAAGCUGUCGAAGGUCACCAAACAGCACACGUACUAUGUGCGGGACAAGAAGUAGGCGGAGAUCGUAAGAGUUGAAGUGGCAUAAAUGUUUUGGAUUAUUGUUUUUUUUUUUAAUAUUGUUUUUGUUUUAAUGCUUUUUAUAUCGUUUUGGAUGUGAUCCAGUGUUACAGUCUGAUACACACAUGCGUUAAGCAUUUAAGUGAACAUUUUAUCAUCGACUCAUUAUUACAACGAAGCGCGUGGAAGGAGCGUUGGUUCAUUGCCAACAUCUUCACAGCAAGACUAAUCGUCAACGAUAUAAGCUUCCCAUUAUAUACUACAUUAUAUUAUUCACAACAUGUCAUUAUAGUUUAUGCUUUUUUUAAUAAAAAAACGAAAUAAAAAUAACAUAACUAUGUA
This is a messenger RNA of Anopheles merus, 13716 nucleotides long. RefSeq names its product titin (gene Sdb). The record is from RefSeq and is a predicted model, not a curated record. Gene Ontology annotation, molecular function: microtubule binding. NCBI's taxonomy places the organism in Eukaryota, Metazoa, Arthropoda, Insecta, Diptera, Culicidae. The transcript has 5 exons. Gene Ontology annotation, biological process: microtubule anchoring. Bases 803 to 13372 code for a protein of 4189 amino acids. Gene Ontology annotation, cellular component: sperm flagellum; ciliary basal body; axonemal microtubule.